AACACGCGACUACAAGGGCAGUCUGUCACCGCCUCUCUAUCUCAUAUCACUGCGAUUCUGGGGUUUGCUUUUCUCCUUCGUUCCAGUUCCAAAAGCAGGGCUACGGCUAGGGAUUUUCUUGUCCGUCCGAUCUGCCUUCUCCCUAAGAAUCAAUGGCGGAUCGGCUGACACGUAUCGCCAUCGUCAGCUCCGAUCGAUGCAAGCCGAAGAAGUGCAAACAGGAAUGCAAGAAGAGCUGCCCUGUAGUCAAAACAGGAAAAUUGUGUAUUGAGGUCACACCUGCCUCUAAGAUUGCUUACAUCUCUGAGGAAUUAUGCAUUGGAUGUGGUAUUUGUGUUAAGAAAUGCCCAUUUGAGGCCAUACAAAUCAUUAAUCUGCCAAAAGAUUUGGAUAAAGAUACAACCCAUCGCUAUGGGCCCAAUACUUUCAAGUUGCACAGGUUGCCAGUUCCAAGACCUGGUCAAGUUUUGGGCCUCGUUGGAACAAAUGGCAUUGGGAAGUCGACUGCUCUCAAGGUGUUGGCAGGGAAGUUGAAACCUAACCUGGGUCGCUUCAAUAAUCCUCCUGAUUGGCAAGAAAUAUUGACAUAUUUCAGAGGAUCUGAGCUUCAGAAUUAUUUUACUCGCAUUCUUGAAGACAAUUUGAAGGCCAUCAUCAAGCCUCAGUAUGUCGAUCACAUUCCAAGAGCAGUCCAAGGGAAUGUUGGGCAAGUGCUGGACCAGAAAGAUGAGAGAGAUAUGAAGGCUGAACUCUGUCGUGAUCUUGAGUUGAAUCAAGUUAUAGAUAGGAAUGUGGGGGAUCUAUCAGGUGGAGAGCUGCAAAGGUUUGCUAUUGCUGUGGUUGCAGCACAGAAUGCUGAGAUUUACAUGUUCGAUGAGCCAUCGAGCUAUCUCGAUGUAAAACAGAGGCUUAAAGCUGCACAAGUCGUUCGCUCUUUGCUCAGGCCCAACAGCUAUGUGAUUGUUGUGGAGCAUGACCUUAGUGUCCUAGAUUACUUAUCAGACUUCAUUUGCUGCUUAUAUGGGAAGCCAGGAGCAUAUGGAGUCGUAACCCUUCCAUUUUCUGUUAGAGAAGGAAUUAAUAUCUUUUUGGCUGGUUUUGUCCCUACUGAGAAUCUACGAUUCCGGGAUGAGUCCCUCACGUUUAAGGUUGCAGAGACUCCGCAGGAAAGUGCCGAGGAAAUUCAAACUUACGCACGUUAUAAAUACCCAACCAUGAUUAAAACUCAGGGCAAUUUCAAGCUUAAAGUGAUUGAGGGUGAAUUCACUGACUCUCAAAUUAUUGUAAUGCUCGGUGAGAAUGGGACAGGGAAGACAACAUUCAUUCGCAUGCUGGCUGGAUUGUUGAAACCUGAUGUGGUGGAAGGUUCAGAUGUGGAAAUACCUGAGUUCAAUGUUUCUUACAAGCCCCAGAAGAUCAGCCCCAAAUUUCAAUCGUCUGUUAGACACUUGCUGCAUCAAAAAAUCCGUGAUUCGUAUAUGCAUCCGCAGUUCGUGUCAGAUGUCAUGAAGCCCUUACAGAUUGAGCAGUUAAUGGACCAAGAAGUUGUGAAUCUCUCUGGUGGGGAGUUACAAAGAGUUGCAUUGUGUCUCUGUCUUGGAAAGCCUGCAGAUAUUUAUCUGAUAGAUGAACCAAGCGCUUAUCUUGACUCGGAGCAGCGUAUAGUUGCUUCGAAGGUUAUAAAAAGGUACAUCCUUCAUGCGAAGAAGACCGCCUUUGUCGUGGAGCACGACUUUAUCAUGGCAACCUACCUUGCUGAUAGAGUUAUUGUUUAUGAGGGGAUUCCAUCUCUGGACUGUACUGCUAAUGCUCCUCAAUCCUUGGUUACCGGAAUGAACCUCUUUUUAUCACAUCUGAAUAUUACAUUCAGGCGGGACCCAACUAAUUAUAGGCCACGAAUUAACAAGUUGGAAUCCACCAAGGACAGGGAGCAGAAAUCUGCUGGCUCUUAUUACUACCUGGAUGAUUGAUGUAAUCUCCACAGGCAUUUACCCUCCCAUGGAUGUUCCGCUGUUCGAAGGCUGCUUGAGCUGCUUGCCUCAAUUCUAACGCAAGGCCCAGAGUAAUUCGGCUUUAUGUUGAGAGAGUAGUUUUUUUUUUUUAACCCUUUUAAAAAAUAUGUAAGCGCGCGUCAAUCAACAAGUCAUGGAGUCGUGGUUGCUUGUCAUUCAAGUCACUGAGCACUGGUUUUCCAUCCCUGUUUUGAGUGGAAUCUAGAAAAUUCAUCAGGACUUGCAAUUGCUGCAGGGUGAGGGGUUGGAGUUCUUGUGACACUUGUGCUAGUGGAGCUAUCCGUGUAGUGGUACUGUCUUAUUGGGAAGAAUUUUGAGAGAGAGAGAGAGAGAGAGAGUAAUACACUUUGCCUGCUGAAAAAAAAAUAAAAUCUAUGGUAGCUCCGUUAUUUAUUAUUAUUAUUAUUA
This is a messenger RNA of Magnolia sinica, 2420 nucleotides long. Its product is annotated as ABC transporter E family member 2. The record is from RefSeq and is a predicted model, not a curated record. The coding region runs from base 153 to 1970 and encodes 605 amino acids. Gene Ontology annotation, molecular function: ATP binding; ATP hydrolysis activity; ribosomal small subunit binding. NCBI's taxonomy places the organism in Eukaryota, Viridiplantae, Streptophyta, Magnoliopsida, Magnoliales, Magnoliaceae. The transcript has 12 exons. Gene Ontology annotation, biological process: translational termination; ribosomal subunit export from nucleus; translational initiation.